Castor canadensis (American beaver) is the source of this 2822-nucleotide messenger RNA. The record is from RefSeq and is a predicted model, not a curated record. NCBI's taxonomy places the organism in Eukaryota, Metazoa, Chordata, Mammalia, Rodentia, Castoridae.
GGGUCUGUUAGACAGGAUAAUUUUAUUUAUUUAUUAUUGGUGCUGGGGAUCAGACCCAGGGCCCUGUGCGUGCUAAACCAGCACUUUAUUGAUGAAUGACAUCUGCAGCCCAGGAUAGGAUUUGUGUAGUUGCAGAUUACAAAAACUCAACCCAAACUGGCUUCCCCACAAAAGGAGGAUUAGGUUUCAUGCAACUGAAAAGUCUAUAGGCAAUUGCUUCAGGUGUGACUCCAGGUCUCAGGUCUUAAAAAAGCAUCACCAGGAAUCCCCGACUCCCUUUUUCAGCUCCAAGUAGGUUUCUGUAUCCGGCAGGCCCUGGAGUUGCUGCAAAGGUGACCGAUGGCUCCAAGCUCAUGCCUGCCAGUUUGGCAUCUGAGACGGGAAGAGAGGCUGCUUCCAGUUGGUUCUGGCAACUAUCCUUGGGUUGAUUCUCACGUGAUCAGCUUCUAUGAUGUGACCAUUAUGAGACAAUCACUGUGACGGGGAAGCUGAAUGCUGUCACAGUGCUGCACUUGAGAUGGAGUUCCUGCCCCUCUGGCUUUGCCUGGGUUUUCACUUCUUGACCGUGGCAUGGAGGAACGGAAGUGGGACGGCCGCAGCCACUUCCCAAGGGGGCUGCAAGUUGCUGGGUAGAGUUGCUGACUGCCAAGGACAGAAUCUUGCAUCGGUGCCAGACAACCUCCCCUCCCAUUCCUGGACACUCAUCCUGGACACCAACCCUCUCAAGACCCUGUGGAAUCAUUCCCUCCAGCCUUACCCCCUCCUGGAGAGCCUCAGCCUGCACAGCUGCCACCUGGAGCGCAUUGGCCGCCACGCCUUCCGGGAGCAAGGCCACCUGCGCAACCUGGGCCUAGCUGACAACUGCCUGUCUGAGAACUACAAGGAGACAGCAGCAGCUCUCCACGCCCUGCCGGGGCUGCAGAAGCUGGACUUGUCAGGAAACUCCCUGACGGAGGACAUGGUGGCACUUAUGCUCCAGAACCUGUCUUCUCUGGAGGCCGUGUCCCUGGCAAGGAACACCCUCAUGAGGCUGGAUGACUCCAUCUUUGAGGGCCUGGAGCACCUCAGGGAGCUGGAUUUGCAGAGGAACUACAUCUUUGAGAUUGAGGGUGGUGCUUUUGUUGGCUUGACUGAGCUGAGACACCUUAACCUGGCCUACAACAACCUCCCCUGCAUUGUGGACUUCAGCCUCACCCAGCUGCGGUUCCUCAAUGUCAGCUACAACAUCUUAGAGUGGUUCCUAGCGGCCAGGGAAGAGGUGGCCUUUGAGCUGGAGAUGCUGGAUCUGUCUCACAACCAGCUGCUGUUUUUCCCCCUCCUGCCCCAGUGCAGUAAAUUGCACACGCUCCUGCUACAGGACAACAACAUGGGCUUCUACAGGGACCUGUACAACACCUCGUCCUCACAGGAUAUGGUGGCCCAGUUUCUCCUUGUGGACGGCAACGUGACCAACAUCACCACGGUCAACCUGUGGGAAGAGUUUGCCUCUAGUGACCUGUCAGCUCUCCGCUCCCUGGACAUGAGCCAGAACCAGUUCCAGUACUUGCCAGAUGGCUUCCUAAAGAAAAUGCCCUCCCUCUCCCACCUCAACCUCAACCAGAAUUGCCUGAGGAUGCUCCACAUCCAGGAGCACGAGCCCUCUGGAGCACUUACUGAGCUGGACCUGAGCCACAACCAGCUGUCAGAGCUACGCCUGGCCCCAGGCCUCACUGGCUGCUUGCGGGGCCUCCGCCUGUUUAACCUGAGUUCCAACCAGCUCCUGGGUGUUCCCACUGGCCUUUUUGCCAAUGCCAGUAACAUCACUACAGUUGACAUGAGUCACAAUCAGCUCUCGCUCUGUCCCCAGCCAGCUCCCUUAGAUGGGGCCGGUCCUCCCAGCUGUGUGGAUUUCAGGAACAUGGCAUCUCUGAAGAGCCUCUUUCUGGAGGGCUGUGGACUGAGGACAUUACAGGACUGCCCGUUCCAGGGUACCUCCCUCACUCACUUAGACCUGUCUGGCAACUGGGGGGUUCUGAAUGGGAGCAUCUCCCCUCUGCAGGACAUUGCCCCCACAUUACAAGUCUUGUCUCUCAGAAAUGUGGGCCUCAGUUCCAACUUCAUGGAGCUGGACUUCUCUGGGUUUGGGAACCUGAGGCACUUGGAUCUGUCGGGAAAUUCCUUGACCAGCUUCCCAAGGUUUGGGGGCAGCCUGGCCCUGCGGACUCUGGAUCUCCGCAGAAACUCUCUCACAGCCCUUCCCCAAAGGGCCGUGACCGAGCAGCUCCUCAGGAGCCUGUGGACCGUCUACCUCAGCCAGAAUCCAUACGAUUGCUGCGGAGUGGAGGGGUGGGGGGCCCUGGAGCAUCUAAAGACCAUUGCAGACUUGGCCAUGGUCACUUGCAAUCUCUCCACCAAGGUCAUUCGUGUGAUGGAGCUGCCUGGAGGCGUGCUUCAGGACUGUAAAUGGGAGCAGGUGGACAUGGGCCUGUUCUACCUCGUUCUCAUUCUCCCCAGCUGCCUCACCCUGCUGGUGGCAUGCGCCAUCAUCUUCCUCACUUUUAAGAAGCCUCUGUUUCAAGUGAUCAAGAGUCGCUGCCAUUGGUCCUCCAUCUACUGACCUGGCUUUGUGUCAAGGUUAGACACUGGGCCUGUGCAUAGAAGGGCAUGUGCUCUGCUAGACUUUAAGAUCUGUAUCAAGGCCAAGACUGAUGGGUUGAGGGUUAAAUGAAAAUUUCAAAUGUUUCCAUUCCUCAGUCAAAGCCUUCAAGUCCUUCCUCCCUCUGCCCUUAUGAGUCAGUCUCAUCAUCCUGGAAAAAUAUUUAUUAUUUCAUAUUCUGUGAAAA